GCAUCACAUUCUCUGGACAUCGGACACAAGUGCUCUCUAUGGCUCUUCAGGUCCUGGGAAUCACUCUGUCAAUGAUUGGCUUUGUAGGAACUAUUAUCAUCUGUGCCCUGCCCAUGUGGAAGGUGACCGCCUUUAUCGGCACAAACAUCGUGGUGGCGCAGGUCUUCUGGGAAGGACUGUGGAUGACAUGUGUGCACGAGCGCACCGGUCAAAUGCAGUGUAAGCUGUAUGAUGCCCUGCUGGAUCUGGACCCUCACCUGCAGGCAGCACGUGGGCUAGUGGUGACCACCAUGGCUUUGGCCUGCCUGGCUUUCCUCAUCUUCCUGGUUGGGGCUGAUUGCACUAACUGCCUAAGUAACCCUCGUGCCAAAUCUCGGAUUGUAGUGGUGUCUGGGGUUACCUUUAUGCUUUCUGGACUGACUACAUUGGCACCUGUGUCCUGGACGGCCGACUCCAUUAUCAGAGACUUUUAUAAUCCCUUAGUGCACGAGGCAUUAAAGAGAGAGAUGGGAGCAGCUCUCUAUGUAGGCUGGUUAACAGCAGGGUUUCUGUUUGUUGGUGGAGUGAUACUCUGCACAAGCUGUCCACCAGAGCGAGUCAACUAUUCACCAAGAUAUACCUUAACAAAGACAGGCACCCACAGCAGCUAUGCCAUAAAGAACUAUGUUUGA
Xyrauchen texanus (razorback sucker) is the source of this 671-nucleotide messenger RNA. RefSeq names its product claudin j (gene cldnj). Bases 39 to 671 code for a protein of 210 amino acids. Gene Ontology annotation, molecular function: structural molecule activity. Gene Ontology annotation, cellular component: bicellular tight junction; plasma membrane. The record is from RefSeq and is a predicted model, not a curated record. The transcript has 2 exons. Lineage: Eukaryota; Metazoa; Chordata; Actinopteri; Cypriniformes; Catostomidae. Gene Ontology annotation, biological process: cell adhesion; bicellular tight junction assembly.